Leptonychotes weddellii (Weddell seal) is the source of this 3048-nucleotide messenger RNA. It is a transcript of the gene GABRE, whose product is annotated as gamma-aminobutyric acid type A receptor subunit epsilon. Gene Ontology annotation, biological process: monoatomic ion transmembrane transport. Gene Ontology annotation, cellular component: membrane. Gene Ontology annotation, molecular function: GABA-A receptor activity; extracellular ligand-gated monoatomic ion channel activity. Lineage: Eukaryota; Metazoa; Chordata; Mammalia; Carnivora; Phocidae. The record is from RefSeq and is a predicted model, not a curated record.
GCGCAGCGACUUCCGCACAGGUGGUCACCCCGGUCCCCACCACGAUGUUAACCAAAGUUCUCCUGAUCCUCCUGGGCAUGUCCAUAAUCCUUCCGUCUAGGAGCGAAGAACCUCAUGUUGAAUCAGAAAAUGGACCUUCUGCCCAUGGGGAUGUCUAUGGGCCCCAGCCCCAGGCUCCUGAAAAGAAGCUCCUCUCUGAGGAAACAAUGCGCACCCUUACUGGUCCCCAUCGCAGACUUGGGAAACUGCCAGCAGCCACUCACAUUCUGAACAGCAUCCUGAACAACUAUGACCACAAACUGCGCCCUAGCAUAGGAGAAAAGCCCACUGUGGUCACUGUUGAGCUCUCUGUCAACACUCUUGGUCCUAUCUCUAUUCUGGACAUGGAAUACACCAUUGACAUCACCUUCUGCCAGACCUGGUAUGAUGAACGCCUCCAUUACAAUGGCAGCUUUGAGAGUUUUGUCCUUAAUGGCAACAUGGUGAGCCAACUAUGGAUCCCAGACACCUUUUUUAGGAAUUCUAAGAGGACUCAAGAGCAUGUGAUCACCAUGCCCAACCAGAUGGUUCGCAUCCACAAGGAUGGCAAAGUGUUGUACACAAUUAGGAUGACCAUUGAUGCUGGAUGUUUACUCCACAUGCUCAAAUUUCCAAUGGAUUCUCACUCUUGCCCUCUGUCUUUCUCUAGCUUUUCCUAUCCUGAGAGUGAGAUGAUCUACAAAUGGGAAGAUUUCAAGCUUGAAAUCAAUGAGAAGAAUUCCUGGAAGCUCUUUCAGUUUGAUUUUACAGGAGUGACCAACACUACUGAAACUAUCUCAACCCCAGCUGGUGAUUUCAUGGUCAUGACGCUUUUCUUCAAUGUGAGCAGACGGUUUGGCUUUGUAGCCUUUCAAAACUAUGUCCCUUCUUCUGUGACCACAGUGCUCUCCUGGGUUUCCUUUUGGAUCAAGAAAGACUCUGCUCCAGCCAGGACCUCUUUAGGAAUAACCUCUGUACUCACCAUGACCACACUGGGCACAUUUUCCCGUAAGAAUUUCCCACGUGUCUCCUAUAUCACAGCCUUGGAUUUCUAUAUUGCCAUCUGCUUCGUCUUUUGCUUCUGUGCUCUGAUGGAGUUUGCUGUGCUCAACUUUCUGACCUACAAUCGGAUGAAACCCCGUGCUUCUCUAAAACUUCGCCAUCCACAUAUUCGUGCCCGUGCCCUUACCCCUCCCCGUGCCCGUGCCCACGAGCAUCCAGAAGCUUUUGUGUGCCAGAUCGAAGACUCUGAAGAGAGUGAUGGAGAGGAGGGUCCAUCUUGUCCAGCUCAGCAGUCUCUCAGCCGAGAUACCAUCCAGAGCCCUGGUGGUUGUUGCAAGUGGUGCAAGAAGUACUUCUGCGUGGUUCCCAGUUGUGAGGGCAGUAUCUGGCAGCAGGGCUGCCUCUUCAUCCACAUCUACCGCCUGGAUAACUACUCACGAGUUGUUUUCCCAGUGACCUUCUUCUUCUUCAAUGUGCUUUACUGGCUUGUUUGCCUUAACUUGUAGGUGCCAGCUGGUACCCUGUGGGCAGCUUCCCCAGUUCCCCAGGAGGUCCCACAGCCCUUGUCAAGGGAGUCAGAGGAAAGCAGCAGCAGCAGGAGGAGCAACAAGGGAGUGUCUUUCCUUCCCCAUUCCCCAAAUACAAGCCUGAAUAGAAUUGUUCUUUGCUGGCCCUCUCCCCUACCUGGCCCAUUCACUGACUCUCCAUUGCAGUCCAUUUCAAGUAAAAUGGUCCACCUCUCUAUUACUCAAGGGGCAUUAAUGAUGUUCAGGCUUAAAUAUCACAGGCUGUCAGUGACUAGCUCCCUAAGACCGUGCCCAUGUAUGAGUAGGUUAGCUAUCUCCCAGUGCUGAUACCCACUGCCUUUUUCCAGAAACAAUACUGCCUUUGUGGUGCUCCAGGCCCAGCUCUGGCCUCAGCCUCAAAGUGCAUAGACCAGCUGCUUGCCUGUUCCUGACAUCUCCUUGCCUGUUCCUGACAUCUCCUUAAAAUGUUGGGCAGCAGUAUAAAGGGGAAGGGGACCCUAGUCCUUAGAUCAGAUUAUUAUAUUCUUGGUUUUGUCUUCCUGCCCUCCCUUCCCCUGCAGAUGGACACUGGUAUUAUACUUUUAGGAGGAAGGGAGCCAGCAAUUGAGCCUCUUUGGGAUAGUAUCUCCCUCUGCUGCUGUGCCACCUCCUUCUCUCCCGACCCUCACGUCCAUCCCUCAUCUCACUACAAAUUCAAUGCCUUGCAUCCAUUGGGUAUCUCUUUUUGUGUGUGGUAAUAGUAAUGACUCCCUGCUUUGUAUGCCACCUUCUUCCUCCUCCUUGACCCCUGUGACGUUUUCUGUAAUUUCCCCAGUGGCUUUCCCAGCCCCGACCCAGGUGCUAGGCCAUGGUGACUUCUUGGGGCCAAGAAACUAAGAGAACUUUGCUUUGCAGUGGACAUUACUGGCACAGAUUGGUGCCCUCUAAAGGCACAACAUAAGAGUUUUGCUACUUCCUUGGCCCCUGGACCCAUGAGCCAGUCCACUCUUAUCCUGGGGCACUCACAAUCACAAUCAAUGAAUUGAAUUCCCUUAAAUUUGUAUAGCACUUUACCUUUUGCAAAGCACUUUUGACAAAUUAUUUCUAUUUUGAGCCUCAUCAUAGCCCUGUGAUAUAUUCAGGGCAGGAUUCUUAUCCCCAUUUUGCAGAUGAGAACCCUGAGGCACAGAUUUCUAUGGGACUGUGGAUCUCACUGGAAACUACUCAGGAGCCCACUGUCACCUUCUAGACCACAUGACAGGGCUAGCAGCUCUGUUCACCAUGAUUUGAUUCUAUAGCCUCUGCUGGCACCCCAGUGGCAAGGCCCAGAGUGGCAGCCUCUCUUCAGCAUUGGCCUCCUCAAUUCCUGGGCCCCCAAGACCGAAACUGUCCUGGCUCUGGUAACCCAGUGAGGUGAAUUUGGACAUGCCCCAAUGCUUGUAUAUGCUGAAUGAAAUCUGUGUCUGUAUUUUACUGGGGCGGGGGUGGGUAGGGUAGGGAGAUAUAGCUGCUUUUUGUCACC